UUCAUGGGAGUUUUGAUUACGGUUUUAAUAUUGGAUCCGUAUGAUGCUAAAAUUUUAAACAAUAUUUUAGGCUCAAUGAAAAGAUGUCUUUGAAGCCAAGGAAGGUUGAUUUUGAUAUCACAUGGGGGGAGCUAAAAAACACUGUUGAAGGGGUAAUCACAUUAGGAAAGGUGCCACGUGCUGUUUGGAAUGAUAGAUUCACUGAUGUUUAUGCCCUGUGUGUGGCUUUUCCUGAACCCUUGGGAGACAGAUUGUAUCAAGAAACUAAGCAAUUCCUUGAUCAUCACGUACGUUACCUCUAUAAGUUAGUUGCAAAUUCUGAAGAAGGACUUCUAGGUGCUUAUCACAAACAUUGGUUACAGUACAGUCAAGGAGUCAAUUACCUAAACAAGCUGUAUAUGUAUUUAAAUACGCAACAUAUUCGAAAACAGAAAUUCAGUGAUGCAGAUUUAAUUUAUGGUUGCUUAGAACCAGCUGAUCAGAUGCUUGAAAUCGGGGAGCUAGGCCUUGAUCUGUGGAAACGUAAUAUGAUAGAGCCCUUGAAAGAUAGCCUGGUCAAUCUACUGCUUGAAGCAAUCAGAAGUGAUCGUCUUGGUGAUAGUCCUAACCAGAAAGUUAUUCAUGGAGUUAUUGAUUCAUUUGUUUUGGUUGAAGAAUACAAAAAGAAAGGAUCAUUGCAGCUCUAUCAGGAAAUGUUUGAAAUUCCAUUUCUUCAAGCUACUGGUGAAUACUACAGAAAAGAAGCCAGCAAGCUGUUGUAUGAGUCAGAUUGUUCUAUGUAUAUGGUCAAGGUUUUGCAACGGCUCGAUUCUGAAAAUUUGAGGAGUAGAAAGUUUCUUCAUCCAAGCUCUUAUCCACGUGUGACAGAGGAAUGUGAACAAAGAAUGGUGGCAGACCACCUCCAGUUUUUACAUGGGGAGUGUGUAGCCAUGGUGCAGCAAGAGAGGAAAAAAGAUCUACAGAAUAUGUAUACUUUGCUGAAACCUGUACAUGGAGGACCUGAUGCUCUCAUUAGACAAGUUCAACAACAUAUAACACGGAUUGGACUUGAAUCUGUCAACAGCCUUCGAGGUGAUAAUAUACCUCAGAUGUUUGUUGAAUCCGUAUUAGAAGUUCACAACAAAUUUCAACAGCUCAUUAAAGAGGUGUUUCAUGGUGACCAGCAGUUCAUUGGUGCUUUAGAUAAGGCUUGUGCAACUGUAAUUAAUCACAGAACUAAUCCUAAGCAUCCUUGCCGCUCUCCAGAAUUGUUAGCUAAGUACUGUGAUUCACUACUUAAGAAAAGUGCAAAGGGAAUUUCUGAAUCAGAAAUUGAAGACAAACUUUCUCAGUCAGUCACUGUGUUUAGGUAUAUAGAUGACAAAGACAUCUAUCAAAAAUUUUAUGCAAAAAUGCUAGCAAAAAGACUAAUUCAUAGCCAGAGCAUGUCGAUGGAUUUGGAAGAAACUAUGAUUAAUAAACUUAAGCAAGCAUGUGGCUAUGAAUUCACAAGUAAACUGCAUAGGAUGUUUACUGACAUGAGUGUCAGUGGAGACCUGAACAACAAGUUCUCAUCAUUUCUCAGAACAGAGAAUAUAGACCUAGGUAUUAACUUUUCUAUAUACGUCUUACAGGCAGGGGCAUGGCCACUUGCACAGAGUGCAAUUUCUCCUUUUGCAAUUCCUCAGCAAUUAGAAAGGAGCGUACAAAAGUUUGAAGACUUCUACAAUAGUAAAUUUAGUGGCAGAAAACUAACAUGGUUACAUCACUUAUGUAAUGCGGAAGUGAAAUUGUGUUACCUAAAAAAACCAUACAUCGUGACCAUGGGAACCUACCAGAUGGGGUUGCUGUUAUUGUAUGAGUCAGCAGAUACUUUAAGCUACAAAGAACUUCAAGAAAAUACAAGACUAAAUGAUGAACAACUAGUGAAGCAUCUACAGAGUUUGGCUGAUGCUAAACUUCUAAUUACCACUGAUGAGGCUCCUGUUAAUGGAGAAAGUGUUCUUACAUUAAAUAAGUGCUAUUCCAAUAAACGGACAAAGUUUAAAAUAUCAGCAGUGAUACAGAAAGAAACUCCACAGCAAGAAAUUGAACAGACUCACAGCUCUGUUGAUGAAGACAGGAAGCUUUACUUGCAGGCAGCUAUUGUUCGUAUAAUGAAGGCAAGGAAAGUGUUACGCCACAACAUCCUCAUACAAGAGGUAAUCAAUCAAGCCAAGUCACGGUUUGUGCCCAGCAUAACAAUGAUAAAGAAAUGCAUCGAAGCUUUGAUAGACAAACAGUACUUGGAGAGGACCCCUCACUCUGCUGACGAGUAUAGUUACGUAGCAUAAAAAAGGAGAUGUUUUAAUACACAUAUGGUUAUUGGAGUGUUUUUCCUUUUUUUACUCUAAAAGACCUAAUCCUAUGUUUCUAAUUUGUGUUUGUGAAGAAGGCCGUUUUUGAAGUCAUGCCUGAAGAAGCUAACAUCCCAGUGCUAAAAAAGUGAAACUUUUGUGAAUAUUGCACUGUUGUUAGGAUUAUUGUUGUUUUACAAUGAAUAUAGUAAUCUCACCUAGUGAAAUGUUAUACUAAAGAAAGGACAAUUCAAAACUGUUUUAGUUUAUUUAUAGCAGUAAAAUACAGUACAUGAAUAUUAUACUGAAUACUUCAGAAUCAUUAAAACAAAGUGUUACAGUUAGGUGUGAAGAUGUAUUAAAAAAAACUGCCUGAAUUCUCUAAAGUGUAUAUUAUAAACGUUUUUGUUUAUGUUUUAACAUUUAAAUGUUGUAAAUGUUUAUAUCAUAAGGUUCUUUGGUUAUGACAUUUGAGAUAAAUUUUAGUAAGGCUUUUUCACAGUACAUAGCAAGAGUUGUAUAUAAACUUCCACAAUUGAACAUUAACUGACAAAACGUAAAUCUUAACUGUUUAUCUUUCAUGAAUUGGGUAGUUGAUUACUUCUAUUAUAAUCAGUUACAGCUGAUUUUUAAUUCUGAUAAGUUUCAUAGUCCCAAAUAAAAAAAAGUGACUCCCUCUUUUGUUUGAAUAUUGUGAUAUUUUCAGUUUCUUACUUUGUCAUAAAUAUAUAUAUAUAUAUAUAUCUAAAUGCCUAUUACUGCUUUUGCUGUUUUCUAACUGAAUAACCUUAUUGUUGGUUUCAUUCAACCAUGAAGAAAUGUAUUGAAAGUUUAGAAAAUUUGAAAUAAUUUCUAUUUAUUACACCUAAAACGUGCAUGUCUAUUAGCAUAUCUGUUCUGUUUCAUGACAAAAGAAUAUAAAGUUUGUAAGUAUUCUUCAAACCUAAAAGUACCCUGUACAGCACACCUGCAGACCAAAUUUCUGAUAUAUAUUUUAAAAUUUUCCCUCAUGAUGUUGAACAAUUUUUUUCAUUGUUUAAUAUACAAAUUUUAAGUGAGUUAUUUACAGAAUUACAAUUAUAUGUAGACUUGGCAGAAAAUUUUGUACUGAUUGUGAACUCGUGUAAGAGGUGAUGAAGAAGUGGUAGUUAAAAGUACUUUGUCAUGCUUAUAGUAUAAAUCAAAAUGUCUGGUUAGUUGAUUGGAAGAGUUCAUUACAGGGGAAUAUGUAACCAACCAAUCUAAAUUGUACGUUAUUUAGAUUAUCAUGUAAGAAUGAACGAUACGAGAUAUUGCUCGUGGAGUAGCUGAUUAUUUCUUAUGUGUACAAAUAAUAAGACUGUGAAAUUUGAAUAGAAAGUUCUUAAUUGGUCAAUCAUGUAUGUGUUUUAGUUGGUCAUGUAUAUUGCCAAGUGAUGGAGAAGAAUUAUCUGAUAAGUGAUGCAAUUCGGUCAUUGAUUUUAGGUGAUACUGUCAAAGUAGAGUAUUACAAGCUAAUUGUUGGCUUGAAUUGUGUGAUGAAAGUAUUGUGAAAUGACAACAGAAGGUAAAUAUGUAAAAAUACAAAACUCUUUGAUUAUUGUAA
Molecule: messenger RNA, 3900 nt
Organism: Limulus polyphemus (Atlantic horseshoe crab)
Lineage: Eukaryota; Metazoa; Arthropoda; Merostomata; Xiphosura; Limulidae
Product: cullin-2-like
Exons: 21
Coding region: 84-2312 (742 amino acids)
Biological process (GO): protein ubiquitination; SCF-dependent proteasomal ubiquitin-dependent protein catabolic process
Cellular component (GO): Cul2-RING ubiquitin ligase complex; SCF ubiquitin ligase complex
Molecular function (GO): ubiquitin protein ligase binding
Source: RefSeq, a predicted model, not a curated record